Molecule: messenger RNA, 1442 nt
Organism: Xenopus tropicalis (tropical clawed frog)
Lineage: Eukaryota; Metazoa; Chordata; Amphibia; Anura; Pipidae
Gene: wnt7b
Product: Wnt family member 7B
Biological process (GO): Wnt signaling pathway; cell differentiation; animal organ development
Cellular component (GO): extracellular region
Molecular function (GO): signaling receptor binding
Source: RefSeq, marked provisional
GCUUUAUCAUCCGUGGUGGCUUUGGGAGCGAAUAUCAUCUGCAAUAAAAUCCCAGGGUUGGCGCCUCGGCAAAGAGCGAUCUGCGAAAGCCGCCCAGAUGCCAUCAUAGUUAUUGGCGAAGGGGCACAGAUGGGGAUCAAUGAGUGUCAGUACCAGUUCCGCUACGGGCGGUGGAAUUGCUCGGCGCUAGGGGAAAGGACCGUCUUCGGCCAAGAGCUGCGAGUAGGCAGUCGGGAGGCCGCAUUCACGUACGCCAUCACUGCUGCCGGAGUUGCCCACGCUGUGACAUCGGCAUGCAGCCAGGGCAACCUGAGUAACUGCGGCUGUGACCGGGAAAAACAAGGCUACUAUAACCAGGAGGAAGGCUGGAAGUGGGGAGGCUGCUCGGCUGACAUUAAAUACGGCAUCGAUUUCUCCAGGAAAUUUGUAGACGCGCGAGAAAUCAAGAAGAAUGCACGUAGGCUCAUGAACUUGCACAACAACGAGGCGGGAAGAAAGGUGCUGGAAGAAAAGAUGAAGCUGGAGUGCAAAUGUCACGGUGUUUCGGGCUCCUGUACCACAAAAACCUGCUGGAACACAUUGCCUAAAUUCCGGGAAAUUGGAUUCGUGCUGAAGGAGAAGUACAAUGACGCGGUACAUGUGGAGGUGGUGAGAGCCAAUCGCUUGCGGCAGCCCACCUUUUUGAAGAUCAAAAAAGUCCGCAGUUACCAGAAACCCAUGGAGACGGACUUGGUCUACAUUGAGAGGUCCCCCAACUACUGUGAGGAGGACAGCGCCACCGGGAGUGUGGGGACGCAGGGACGGCUUUGUAACCGCACUUCUCCGCACACAGACGGCUGCGAUCUUAUGUGCUGUGGGCGUGGCUACAAUACCCACCAGUAUACGAAGGUCUGGCAAUGCAACUGUAAGUUCCACUGGUGCUGUUUUGUGAAAUGCAAUACCUGCAGUGAAAGGACAGAGGUUUUCACCUGCAAAUAAGGCACUCCGGUGAUGGGCAUUGGAAAAACACGGACCAUUGUGGCGUCAUUUUGCACACUUUAUAAUUUUCUUUGCCAUAGAAAAUUAUGCCUCUUGGUCCCUCCUUAAAAGGGGUCGCAUCCAUGGUCCUUGGCCGGUGUCCGAGUUGUAGCGUCUUCAUCAGGCGUUGAGUCGAGAACCAUUAAAGCGGAGCAUCAUCAGGCACUGGAGGGGGGGAGAAGACAGUGAUUGGCUUUUACUCUCUCAACAACAACAAAAAAGCUACGUGGGUGUUGUAGAUAUUUUUUUAAAUUAUAAAUAUCACAGAUGUCCGAAUGUAAGAGAAAAACAAAAAAAUCUGAAGACGGUGAUGGAAGGGACCAAAAUGAAGCCUCAACGAGACAAGAAAGAAAAUGGAUAAGAACAAAAAAACUUGGGUUCCAUAAAUAAAAUUUAUCUUAUCACUGGAACUAUAAUAAUGAACA